UGUAGCCGACCCGGAGUGGGCGUCACUUUCACUUUGAAAUGUCCCUUAAUAAACAAGGUAAACGGUUGUAAUUGACAUAAUGUUUUAUAUUUUUGAUUUAUUUUUAUUAUUAAUCGUAUUAAUUGUGGAAAAAAGAUGAGAGAGGAGGGAGAUCCUCCUCAUAAAAAAAAAGAAAAAGUUGCACUCCACAGGGAUCCUGGUUUAAACUGAGCACUGAGUCGCAACAACAUCAGCACAAUGUGAAAACGAAACGAACCAAACAUCAUGAUGGACUUCCCCACACCGCCUCCAUCACCGUCUUUAGAGAAAGCCGCUCGUGCUGCGUCCUCAAUUCAGCCCUGCAGAGCUCCCAUCCUUGACGAAGACUCGCUUAUCAGUUGUGCGAUCGGCCUCGUGGAGCAGCCUUCAUCAGAUGAGAGGAUGUCGUGGGCAGAAUCUCUGCAGCAAAAGUGAAUCACACAAUGAAGAACUGAGAACUCAUGAGCAGCUUCAAAAAGAAAGACGAACGUCAGAGUCAUCUAGUGGCUGCGAAGUGUUCAUACAAGACUCGCAUGUGGAUGUGGUGGGAAGGUACCACACAGACACACCGCUCAGAGGGUCUGAAACCACAUCCUUAGUCACACCAUGAUGAGCAUGACGUCUUCACCGUGACUGCCUGAGCAAUGUUCCACUCGGCACUCUCACCCAGACUUCACAGCCUCCGUGUCUCCACUCGCUCAUUCGCCGAUUGUUCACACUGAGGAAGUUCCAGAAAGCCUGUUUUGUCCUGUUUACCCGGCGACUGAUAACAGUGGGUCGUCCCCAUGGCUCCUAAACCUUUCUUCCUUCUUAUGCUGUGGGGCCUCACUCUGUUUAGUCAUGGAGCUGCAUCUUUGUGCAACGUCACCUGCUCGACAGACUACAGUAAAUCAGUGACCUGUUCCUGUUCGGCCUCUGUGCCAACGUAUCCUCUCUACCUUGAAGUCACCUGCAGGGAUUAUUAUGGAGAGGGUGUGAGUGGUAACUGUGAAAUCCGACCACCUCACACCUCGUGCACCAUGCACAUCGAGGGCCUUGAUGAGUUUGCAUCCACCGACACUGAGUGUAACACGACAGUGAGACGCAGAGACGAACGCGGCCUCGAGCAAGUCCAUGAGGAAACGACAUGGGCACUGAGUGAUGUGGUGAAACCUCGGCCUCCUUUUAACGUAAGCGUGGAGAAAACUGAAGAACAAUACAACAUCAGCUGGGACAACGACAACAACAAAGAAGACUGCCUCGUGUACAGAGUGCGCAUAAGAGAAAGUAGAGACCUGUCGAAGGCUCCAGUUUACUCCCUCGUAGAGAAACAGUACCUUCAAGUGGAUCAAAAGAACCUGCAGCCACACAUCUCCUACACUGUGGAUGUUCAGGCCAAAAUGUGCCCGGAUCAUUACUAUCAGGGCCCAUGGAGCGAAUGGAGCUCCGCUGCUGAAUACCCAGGACAGAGUUCACCAGGAAUCUGGACAUAUUGGUGGCUGCUCUUGAUCUUGUUGGCUGUUUUUGUUGCCUGUCUGUUCCUGGGCUGUUCACAAAACCCGCACUGUCAGAAGAAAUUCAAUCUCACCCCUUUCGUGCCCAAGCCCAAUGACUUCUUCAAGCCCCUGUACAUCAGCCACGGAGGGAACUUCAAGGAGUGGGUGAAACCUGCAUUCAGCGAGUACGACUACCUGAAGAUCAGCUCCAGCCUUCAGGCCACGAGCGAGAAGCAGCAGGACGUCCUCCACUGGAAAGACGAGAAGCUGAGCUACGGCGAGGACGGCCAGACGAACCACGGCGAGCCUUUCCUCCAGACGCUGCAGCCGGUCAGCAACCUGGCCCCGCAGGACACCAGCCACUCCACGGGACACAUCUCCAUCCACACGGUGACCCUGUCCGGAGAGGAGUCCGAGGAGGAGGUCACGUCGCAGAGUUCCAUCCCAAGCUACCAAGACGGGGAGAGCUUCGGUUCCUUCGAGCACGCCGAGUACGAUUUAGAGCAGCCCCCGAUGCCCGGGAUGGACAGGAUCAGUGGGGCGUCGCCACGUCACGACAACCACAUACCCAACGACCUGUUUGUGGUCAAUAUAAACUUUCAGCCCAACGCGCAGUUUAAUGAGCCAGAGAGGGUGUCGCUGGACUCCUUUGUGUCAAACCUGCAGUCGGAGGACGGAUACCCUCACGUGGACCUGGACACCAUCGACAGUGGGUUUGGAGAGUGCAGCAGCCCCGGGGCCUCGGACUCAAACACAGCAGAGCGCAUGGACUCGGAUUUAUUCCACGAGCAGAAAAACUCAAACUCCAACUACGUCAAGCAGUGGAUGAUAUGUAGCACUAUUCAGGAGGACUCGGGAAACACUGAGGACGAACUCCAUGACGAGCUCCACAGCGAUUAGAGCUUCUGAUUUAUCGCCAGCUGUAUUUAAAACAUGGACAGAUGUACUAUCAGAAGGUGUCUGGGUUUUGUCGUUCUUUACAUGUUUAAGCCGUGCACUUUGUAUAUACUGGUAUCUUGUCCUGAUUAUUGCUUGUAAAGUAUGAUUUUCUGAUUAAUUUUCACGCUAAUUUAAAUGAUAAAGGCAUAUUCUUAAUAAUAAAUCACUGAGAAGGAUUCAGAGACACACUGCAGAUAUCACACAAGAUCAAAUAGUUGCAUACAGCUUUGAUUUGCUCCUUAUUUAUAUGUAUAUAUCUCUAUAUUUCAUCUUGUCACUGACAGUACAGCUUCACACUCUCAUGGUCAUGCAUGCUUCAUUUGCUUGUUACUGUAGCACCAGCUUGCACGGCGCCUUAUCAAGAUUUAUGAUAAAGUUUGUUUUUCCUUGCACUCGCGCAUUCUAUCUGCAACCACUGCAAACGUCCGUCCUGUUUUUGUGCAAUAUCAGUAACUGGGAGCACAGUGUCAUUAUCUGUUUGCACCUGACCGAUAAGUCUCCAGCCUCUUUCGCGGGGAGCGAGAGCGGAGAAGGACGACGCCAGACGGUCCAUCCCUUCACCUCGAAGUACUGACUAAAGCCUGUAAAUUCAUUCUCUCACAUCUGAAGGGUUAUUCUUCUUAAACAAACACUUGAAUUCCCACAAAACCUCAAAUAAACUUCACUUUCGAAUGUG
Messenger RNA from Mugil cephalus (flathead mullet), 3108 nucleotides. It is a transcript of the gene il21r.1, whose product is annotated as interleukin 21 receptor, tandem duplicate 1. The transcript is spliced from 12 exons. The record is from RefSeq and is a predicted model, not a curated record. NCBI's taxonomy places the organism in Eukaryota, Metazoa, Chordata, Actinopteri, Mugiliformes, Mugilidae. Gene Ontology annotation, molecular function: cytokine receptor activity; protein binding. Gene Ontology annotation, cellular component: external side of plasma membrane. The coding region runs from base 804 to 2393 and encodes 529 amino acids. Gene Ontology annotation, biological process: immunoglobulin mediated immune response; cytokine-mediated signaling pathway.